Messenger RNA from Epithele typhae, 1170 nucleotides. Its product is annotated as endoglucanase. The coding region runs from base 1 to 1170 and encodes 389 amino acids. Gene Ontology annotation, molecular function: hydrolase activity, hydrolyzing O-glycosyl compounds. The record is from RefSeq and is a predicted model, not a curated record. Lineage: Eukaryota; Fungi; Basidiomycota; Agaricomycetes; Polyporales; Epitheliaceae. Gene Ontology annotation, biological process: glucan catabolic process. The transcript has 8 exons.
AUGAACUCCAAGUUCGCAGGACUGUUUGUGCCGUCUCGCUCGCGCUACUACUCGCAAUGCGUUCCCGGCACUGUCACCUCGACCACGUCCGCUGCCCCUACCACCACAACCUCCGCCACACGCACAACCUCGACCACGACCUCCGUCACGCGCACAACAUCGACUUCUAUCGCCUCCACCUCGACCACUGUGUCAAGCUCGACUUCCACCGCCUCGACGCCCACCGCGUCAUGCGCGACCCCGCCCCCCUCUGCUGGCAAGCUGCGCUACGCCGGCGUGAACAUCGCCGGCUUCGACUUCGGCUGCGGCGCGGACGGAACGUGCAACCCCACGGGCGCGUACCCGCCCCUCACGCAGUACUACGUCUUCCGGCUCCCCGUCGGCUGGCAGUUCCUCACGAACGGCGUCCAGGGCGGCUACGACACGCUGAUGCAGGCGUGCCUCGACACGGGCGCGACCUGCAUCGUGGACUUGCACAACUACGCGCGGUGGAACGGGAAGAUCAUCGGCCAGGGCGGCCCCGGGAACGACGACCUCGCCGCGAUCUGGUCGAGCAUCGCGUCGCGGUACGCGGACAACGACAAGGUCAUCUUCGGGAUGAACGAGCCGCACGACGUGCCGGACAUCACGCUCUGGGCGGCGAGUGUGCAGGCGGCGGUGACCGCGAUCCGCAAGGUGGGCGCGACGACCCAGCUCAUCCUCCUCCCGGGCAACAACUGGACGUCCGCGGAGACGUUCGUCUCCAACGGCUCCGCGGACGCGCUGUCCAAAGUCAAGAACCCGGACGGGAGCAUUGACGGGCUCAUCUUCGACGUGCACAAGUACCUCGACUACGACAACUCGGGCACGAACGCGGAGUGCACGACGAACAACAUCAACAACGCGUGGGCGCCGCUCGCGGCGUGGCUCCGCUGCAACGGCCGCCAGGCGUUCAACACCGAGACCGGCGGGGGCAACGUCGCCUCGUGCGAGACGUACAUGUGCCAGCAGAUCGCGUUCCAGGCCGCCAACUCCGAUGUGUUCCUGGGCUACGUCGGCUGGGCGGCGGGUAACUUCUACACCGGCUACGUCCUCGGGGAAAACCCGGUGGACAAUGGCGACGGGACGUGGACGGACACGCCGCUCGUCUCGGCGUGCAUGGCGCCCAGCUCGAACAAGCUGGUUGCGUAG